AUGGAACAGCCAGUGCUCAUUCAGAUUGAAAACGUUUACUACCCUAUCCUUGCUAUAGUUGGCGUUCCAGGUUACGCCUGCAGCCGCCCUUCUUCGCAAGCUGCAGUUGAGCUGAAGCCACUGUCCGUUGUCAAAGCAGACCCCGUUCUCGUCCACUGUGAUCGCAACUUCUGCCGGUCUUGCAUUGUGUCCUACCGCCAAUCUCAGCAGAGCCCGACAUGUUGCCCACAGUGCGGCGAAGAUACGCCGGAGCUGAACCUGCAACCUAACCGUGUUCUGAGGAAUGUGGUAGAAAAGAUCCGGAGAGAGGUUGGCCCACAGGAACAUGCGGAGGGGAGCCGACAACUGUGCAGUGAGCACCGCGAGAAGCUGAGCCUGGUUUGUGAAACUGACGGAAUGCUGAUCUGUCUGGUGUGCAGGGACUCCAUGUUUCACAAGGAACACAAGUUCAGGCAGCGAACGGAGUUCAUCAUAACGUGUAAAACCAAAGGAGCUUCUCUUCUGAACUCUCUGAAUCAGAAGGUGGUGGCAUUGAAAACAGCCAUACAGAAGCAAGAACAUGAGGUUGAGGACACAAAGCAGUUUGCUGAGCUGCACCAAUUUCUCAAUAAGCGUGAACAUCAGCUGACAGUAAAACUGGAAGAUCAGGUGGAAAGCAACCUGGCAGCAAUGGAAAGAAACCUGACCAAAAUGAGAGCGACUCUCUUCUCCAUAGAGCUGGACAUAACCAAUAUCAAGGCCAAGCUGGAACGAAGCGAUCUGACUUCUCUUCAGGUACACCAUGGUUUCUUCUCCACAUUACAACUUUUCAUGGAAGAUAAGCUCACCCUGGCUUUGGCUGUACUCGGCUUCCAACUACAGACAACUCCAGCUGCCCUGACCCUGGACCCCAGAACUGCAAACCCUUGGCUCUUGCUGUCCCAGGACCUAACCAGUAUGACAGUCGUGGACCACAGAUUGCAGGUUCCUGAUGACCUGGCAAGGUUUGAUGUAUGCAUUUCUGCUUUGGCCACGGAAGGUUUUGUUGAUGGGACACACUACUGGGAGGUCGAGGUGAGAGGAAAAUCCAAAUGGGAUGUGGGAGUAGCCAAGGAGUCCAUCAACAGGAAGGGUGAAAUUGCCCUGAAGCCAGAGAAUGGAUACUUCGUGGUGUCCUUGAGCAAUGGGAAUGAGUACUGUGCUCUAACCUCCCCAAAGCCCAUCCCGCUGCCACUGACAGUACAGCCAAACCGAAUUGGUAUUUACCUGGAUUACAAUGGAGGUCAAGUGUCAUUUUACAAUGCUGGUAACCUGUCCCACCUCUACACCUUCAGUGUGAAUUUUACUGAGAGGAUGUUUCCUUUCUUUAGUCCCUGCUUGAAUGACACUGGGGACAAUAGUGCUCCCCUCUCAAUCCAUGCAUUGCAUUAA
Molecule: messenger RNA, 1410 nt
Organism: Mobula hypostoma (lesser devil ray)
Lineage: Eukaryota; Metazoa; Chordata; Chondrichthyes; Myliobatiformes; Myliobatidae
Product: nuclear factor 7, ovary-like
Exons: 6
Coding region: 1-1410 (469 amino acids)
Biological process (GO): protein ubiquitination
Cellular component (GO): cytoplasm
Molecular function (GO): protein binding; zinc ion binding; ubiquitin protein ligase activity
Source: RefSeq, a predicted model, not a curated record